UAGAAUUACAAAAUCGUUAAAAUGUAUAAAGAUCUAGCCGAUAUAAUUAAACAUACUCGUUGUUUUUAAUAUUUGUAAUUUCAGAAGAAUUUUUUAAUUUAUUUAAAGUAUUUCGUAGAAGUGAAUUUAUGUAGGGAGUACAUACGUUUAAUAUUUUAAUGAUUGUAGAAAAGAAAGAACGUGUGAGAAAGUUAUGUUAAAAAUACAUAAUAUUUGAUUAUUUGUACGUGUUACAAAUUGUAUUAAGUAAAUCAUAAUAGUCGGUCAAUACACCAUGGAGAAAAACAAAUUGAAUCGUAAGAAAUUGGUAUCGACUAAAAUGUUAAGCAAGAAAAGUUUUCCUUCAAAAACAUCGUAUAAACAAAAGUACACUAAACCUUUGAGAAGGAAACGCAAAAAUGAAUAUGAUGCAAAAGAAGAGGCCAGGUUAGAAAGAAUCGUGUUUGCUAAUCCAACUGAUAUCAUAAAUGAUUUAUCAAACGAUGAGGAUGUUGUUGAAUCGAAUAUUAAUGAAAAUAAUAUUUCCAUAAAUGAUAAUGAUAAUGUAAGUAAUGAUUUGAUUGUGCAAACUGAUAUUCCUGAAGAACAUACCAAGGUGGCAUGGAUCGAUGAAGAUGAUGUCCAAUAUACUCAACCAGAACAUAAACUAGCCGGCAAUGUGCCACAAAGGUCACAUACAGAUUACUUGUGUAACAAAUAUAAACAGAUUGUGGGCAACCCAAAAUGGGCUAAGUUUGAAAAGAUCAAUAAAGAAUCUGAUGAUUUAGAUAGUGAAAUAUUAAAGCAUAGUUGCCAUUUGGAAAAACCUAAAGUAAAAAAUUUGCCAAAGAGUAUAAUUGACAUAAAAGCAUUGACACCAAUUAAUAAACAAACACAUACUGAAGGGCCCAUUGUGUCAAGUGUUGAAUUUCAUCCAUCUUCUACAGUAGCCUUGGUUGCUGGUACAUCUGGAAUUUUAUCUCUUUUUCAAGUAGAUGGAAUUGAAAAUAAUAAAUUGCACACAAUGCAGUAUAAGAAAUUUCCUAUUAGCACAGCAAAAUUUCUGAAAGAUGGUACAGAAGUAUUGAUUGGUUCUCAAUAUUACGCACAUUGUCACUGUUAUAACUUACUAAGUGGAAAAACAUAUAGAAUGUUGUUACCGCAUGGACUUACUAAUAUGCAGAAAUAUGAAGUAUCUCCAGAUGGAAGAUUAUUAGCAGUUUGUGGGCGAGCAGGAGAAAUUUUCUUAUUAACAAGUUCAUCAAAGGAACUUAUCAGUAUGAUGAAAAUGAAUGCAAGAUGUAGAGCAUUAGCCUUUACGCCAGAUAGUAAUACACUGAUUACACAUGGUGACAGCAACGAAAUGUACAUUUGGGAUCUAAAUAGCCGUGUAUGCAUUCAUCGAGCUAUAGAUGAUGGAUGUUUAUCCUGUGCUUCUAUUGCAAUGUCUCCAAAUAGUCAAUAUUUAGCAACAGGUAGUAAAGAAGGUGUAGUUAAUUUGUAUGAUACCAAGACAGUGUUACAAAAUCGAAAUCCUGUUCCACUAAAAGUUGUUCUCAAUUUUGUCACGUCGAUUACCAGUUUAAAAUUUAAUGCUUAUUCUGAAAUUUUGGCAAUGGCUUCAGAUAAAAAACAUAAUGCGUUUAGAAUGAUGCAUUUACCAUCGUUUACCGUUUUUUCAAAUUUUCCUACAUUUCAAACAAAUCUGUCAAUACCCGAAGCUAUCGAUUUUUCACCAGGUAGUGGCUAUGUAGCAAUUUCCAACAGAUCAUUUAGUGCUUUUUUAUAUAGAUUGAAACAUUAUGGAAAUUAUUAGAUAAUUGUCAUUUUGCAAAUCACGUCAUAUUAUUAAAAAGUUUUUUAUAAGUAAGUUCGAACUAAGUUUAUAAUAUCUAUAAUUGAAUAAAAUAUAAUGUAUCAAAGCAUGUAAGAAUAAGAUAGACAUUUAAUAAUUGAUGAAAA
Molecule: messenger RNA, 1941 nt
Organism: Bombus pyrosoma
Lineage: Eukaryota; Metazoa; Arthropoda; Insecta; Hymenoptera; Apidae
Gene: wcd
Product: U3 small nucleolar RNA-associated protein 18 homolog
Exons: 7
Coding region: 275-1795 (506 amino acids)
Biological process (GO): rRNA processing
Cellular component (GO): small-subunit processome; Pwp2p-containing subcomplex of 90S preribosome
Molecular function (GO): protein binding
Source: RefSeq, a predicted model, not a curated record